Messenger RNA from Effrenium voratum, 1005 nucleotides. Lineage: Eukaryota; Dinophyceae; Suessiales; Symbiodiniaceae. The record is from the annotation of a GenBank genome assembly.
AUGGAUGGACAAUUCCGCGAUCUUGGUGCGCAGAUGCGGGCCGGCGCCGAACAGGCGGUGGCGGACAUCAAUGCCUCCGGCGGUGUCAAUGGCGAACCGCUCGUCCUUGAAAUCGCGGAUGACGGCUGCGAUGCCGACAAGGCUGUCGCAGUUGCCAAUCAGCUCAUCGGCAGGGGUGUCGUCUUCGUUGCCGGGCAUUUCUGCUUCAAUGCGUCCAUCCCUGCCAGCGAAGUCUAUGCGGAUGCGGGGAUCGUCCAGAUUUCGCCAGCAACCACGUUGCCGAAGUUUACAGACGAACGUCCCGGACCAGGUGUUUUCCGACUGGCGCCAAGGGACGAUCAGCAAGCAGACGUUGCCGGGCGUUUUCUUGUCGACAAUUUUGGUGAUGCCCGGAUUGCUAUCCUUCAUGACAAGACCGCCUAUGGCAAGGGACUGAGCGAUGCGGUGAAAGCCACGAUCAACAAUCUCGGCAAAUCCGAGAGCAUUUCGCUCGGUUUCGAUGCAGGGGAAGAUGACUACCGUUAUCUCGUUUCGCAACUUGGUCUGGAAAAUGUCGGUGUGGUUUAUCUCGGCGGCUACCAUCCGGAAGCCGGGCUGAUCAAGCUGGAGAUGGUUCGGCAGGCACUGGAUGCCGUGCUGGUGUCCGGUGAUGCGCUAAUGGCGGACGAAUUUAUCGCGGUUGCCGGUGCCGCUGGAAACGGUACCCUGCUGACCUAUCCGGUUGACCCGCGCGAUUUUCCCGGGACGGCUGCCGUCGUUGCAACUCUUGAAGAGGCCGGCAAACCGGCGGACCGCUAUGCGCUGACGACCUAUGCCGCUGUCCAGGCGUGGGCCCAGGCGGCAAACAGGGCAGGGGAAACGGGCAUGGAUGCGAUCGCGGAAACACUUUCCAACGACGUUUUCGACACGAUCCUCGGAGAGGUGCGAUUUGAUGAGAGAGGCGACAGCAACACACCUGGUUUCGUGAUUUAUGAAUGGCGAGACGGCGCGCCCAGGGUACGGUGA